AUGUCGAACGUCCUGCUUUUCGGCGACCAAACCGCCGAGCAGUAUGCUCUAUUGCACCGCAUCAUCCUUCGAAAGGAGAAUGGUCUGGUUCGCAGCUUCAUCGAGCGAUGCUCUGUCGCUCUCCGAGAGGAGACCAAGCGACUUCCUCGCAGCCAGCGCGAUGUCAUUCCUGACUUCCUUACUGUCAACGACCUCGUCGAGGCCUACUACCAGAAGGGCCUGAAAGUGCCAAUGCUUGAAUCUGCAUUUGUCACAAUCACCCAGAUCGGCCACUAUCUCAGCUACUUCAGUGAGAACCCCAACGAGCUCCCUGCCACCAACAACACCCGCGUUCUUGGCCUCUGCACCGGCCUGAUCGCUGCCUCUGCAGUGGUUUCCGCCAAGACUCUCCCAGAGCUCAUGAGUCUGGGUGAGCAGUAUGUCCGAAUCUCAUUCCGCUCUGGUGCGGUCGUCGAUGCUACACGUGCCGCCUUGUCUCAGAUUGGCGAGGAGAAUGCUCCGUGGUCUACCAUUGUGACCGGUACGACCGAGCAGGCAGCGAAAGAGGCGUUGAAAAAGUUCCACAAGGAGGCUGGCAUUGGUCGGUCCAGCCAGGCUUAUGUUUCCGCUGUCUCCGUCAUGGCCAUCACCAUUUCUGGCCCUCCUACCACCGUCAAGCGUUUCUUCGAGGAGUCCUCUGCUCUCUCCAAGAACCACCGCGUGCCGAUUCCAGUCUAUGGAGCUUACCACGCCGAGCACCUUUACAGCCAGGCUGCCUUCGACAAGAUCUUUGACGCCGACCUCUCCGCUGAGCUCAAGAAGCACCAGCCAGCCUCUGUGGUCCACUCUUCCUCCACCGGCAAGGCCAUAGUAGCUAAGGAUGCUCUGGAGCUCGCCAAGACUGCCGUUUCUGAGAUGCUCCAGCUCCCAGUCCGCUGGGACCAUCUUCUCGAGGAGACCGUUUCCCAAAUGUCCUCUAACAAGGGACCGGCCAAGAUCUUCGCUAUCGGUGUCAGCAAUGUCUCCAACAGUCUCGUCUCCGCCCUCAAGGCUGGCGGCAAGGCCGACGUCUCCACGGUUGACGAGCGUGCUCUGCCAGAGGGUCAGAGUGACACAAAGGGCCGCACUCAAAACGACAAGAUCGCCAUUGUCGGCCUAGCCGGUCGUUACCCAAACGCUGCCAACACCGAGGCCUUGUGGGACCUGCUUAUGAAGGGCUUGGACGUCCACCGCAGGAUUCCAGCUGAUCGCUUUGAUGCUGAUGCUCACUGCGAUCCUUCCGGCAAGGGCAGAAACAAGUCACACACCCCAUUCGGUUGCUUCAUUGAUGAGCCCGGUCUUUUUGACCCUCGCUUCUUCAACAUGUCUCCUCGUGAGGCUGCCCAAACCGACCCUAUGGGCCGACUUGCCCUCGUUACUGCCUACGAGGCUUUGGAGAUGUCUGGUUACGUGCCGAACCGCACUCCAUCCACCAAGCUCCACCGUGUGGGUACUUUCUACGGUCAGACUUCCGACGAUUGGCGUGAAAUCAAUGCCGCUCAGAACGUCGACACCUACUACAUUACCGGUGGUGUACGUGCAUUUGCUCCUGGCCGCAUUAACUACUACUUCAAGUUCUCCGGUCCUUCUUACUCUGUCGACACUGCUUGCUCCUCGUCCCUCGCUGCUAUCCAGCUUGCCUGCACUUCCCUCUGGGCUGGUGACUGCGACACUGCCUGCGCUGGUGGUCUCAACGUCUUGACCAACCCCGACAUUUUCUCUGGCCUGUCCAAGGGUCAGUUCUUGUCCAAGACUGGUUCCUGCAAGACCUACGACAACAAUGCCGAUGGUUACUGCCGUGGUGAUGCUUGCGGUACCGUCAUCCUGAAGCGCUACGAGGAUGCUAUCGCUGACAAGGAUGUUAUCAUGGGUUGCAUUCUUGGUGCCGCUACCAAUCACUCCGCCGAGGCGGUAUCUAUCACUCAUCCUCACGCCGGCGCUCAGGAGUUCCUGUACAAGCGUGUCUUGGCCAACUGCGGCAUUGACGCCCACGAGAUCUCCUACAUCGAGAUGCACGGGACUGGCACCCAGGCAGGUGACGGUAUUGAGAUGACUUCUGUCACCAACGUCUUUGCUCCCCGCCACCGCCAGCGCAAGCCCGAGCAGACUGUCCACCUUGGUGCCAUCAAGGCCAACGUCGGUCACGCCGAGGCUGCCUCCGGCGUGAACUCUCUUACCAAGGUCUUGCUGAUGAUGAAGCAUCACAAAAUCCCGGCCAACGUUGGUAUCAAGGGCGAGAUGAAUAAGACCUUCCCAGCGGAUUUGAUCGACCGCAACGUUCACAUCUCCACCAAGAUGGUCCCAUGGCCUCGCAAGGGUGCUGAGAAGCGCAAGGUUUUCCUCAACAACUUCUCGGCUGCCGGUGGCAACACUGCGCUUCUGGUCGAAGAUGGUCCUCUCCGCGAGGCACCGACUGGUACCGAUCCACGCAGCACCGUCCCGGUGACCGUGACUGCCCGAUCGAUCGCCUCGCUGAAGCGCAACAUCGAAAAUCUCCAGCAGUACUUGAAGGACAACCAGGAGACCACUCUCCCAUCUUUCUCCUACACCCUGACUGCUCGUCGUAUUCAGCACAACUACCGCAUUGCCUUCCCUCUUGACCAGAUCAGCAAGGCUGCCGAUGCUCUCCAGGCCCAGGUAAAGGAGACUUACAGCCCAGUAGCCAUGGUCCCAACCAAGGUUGCUUUCUGCUUCACCGGCCAGGGCUCGCAGUACACUGGUCUCGGCCAGAAGCUUUACCAGGACCUCCAGAGCUUCCGUGACGACAUCAAUCAGCUCAACAACCUCGCCGUCCUUCAAGGACUGCCGGGCUUUCUGGAGAUUGUCGAGGGCGCUGAUGUCCAGACUUUGUCUCCCGUCAAGGUCCAGCUCGGCAUGGCCUGUAUUCAGGUCGCUCUUGCACGCAUGUGGUCGUCCUGGGGCAUCACUCCAGCUGCGGUCAUUGGUCACAGCUUGGGCGAAUAUGCUGCUCUCCACGUGGCUGGUGUCAUCUCUGCUUCUGACAUGGUUCUCCUUGUCGGUCGCCGUGCCGAGCUCCUCGUCCGUGAUUGCACUCCCCACACUCACGGCAUGUUGGCAGUCAAGGGCAGCGCUGAGGCUAUCCGCAAUACUCUCGGCAGCAAGAUGACUGAGAUUGCUUGCAUCAACGGUCCAGAGGAGACCGUACUAUGCGGCAGCGGCGAUGUUGUGACUGCCGCUAACGAGGCCCUCACCACCAAAGGCUUUAAGGCUACGAAGCUCAAUGUGCCAUUCGCAUUCCACAGCGCCCAGGUCGACCCGAUACUUGAGCCAUUCAAGGCUCUUGCCUCAUCAGUCACCUUCAACAAGCCAUCCGUCCCGGUCCUGUCCCCUCUCGAGGGUGAGAUCAUCCGCGAGGCUGGCAUUAUUGGCCCAGCUUACCUCGCUCGCCACGCCCGCGAGACCGUCAACUUCUGGACUGCCCUCACCAGCGGCCAGAAGAACAAGGUGUUCGAUGAGAAGACUGCAUGGCUCGAGGUUGGUGCCCACCCAGUCUGCUCUGGUAUGGUCAAGGCUUCCAUUGGCGCCACUGUCACCGCUCCAUCCCUCCGCCGUGGUGAGGAUGCUUGGAAGACUAUUGCCAAUAGCAUGUGCACUCUGUUCACCGCUGGUGUGAACAUGAACUUUGACGAGUACCACCGCGAGUUCAACGAUGCGCAGGAGCUUCUCCACCUGCCUACCUACUCUUUCGACAACAAGAAGUACUGGUUGGAUUACACGAACAACUGGACUCUCACUAAAGGUUUGGCACCCGAGAUCAAGGAGGUCAUGGUCGAGAGCCAGGGCGGUGCCAAGGCCGCUCCAGCUGUCGAGUUGCCAGCCAAGCGCCUCUCUACCUCUUGCCAGAGGGUUGUUGCCGAGAACUUCAAUGGCAACACUGGCUCCGUCACCAUCCAGAGCAACUUGGCCGAUCCCAAGCUCUACCCAGUCGUCUGUGGCCACAUGGUCAACAACGCGGCCCUGUGCCCAUCCUCUCUGUAUGCCGACAUGGCUCUUACCGUGGCCGACUACAUGUGGAAGCAGAUGCGUCCUGGCACUGAGACCCCCGGGUACAAUGUCUGCAACAUGGAGGUACCCAAGCCUCUGAUUGCCCAGAUUCCUCAGCCAGCUGAGGGCCAGCAUGUCCAGAUGGAGGCGACUGCUGAUCUCGAUAACAUGACCUUGAACCUCAAGUUCCGCAGUGUUCAGCCAAAUGGCCAAAAGAUUGCCGACCACGCUCACUGCAUUGUACGCUUCGAGGACAAGGCUGCCUGGGCUGAUGAGUGGUCUCGCUACAACUACAUGGUGCAGGCACAGAUCGAGCUCCUCAACUCCAAGACCCAGACUGGUGGUGCUCACAAAGUCCAACGUGGCAUGGCUUACAAGCUGUUCAAGGCUCUGGUCAACUACGAUGACAAGUAUCGCGGCAUGUCCGAGGUCGUCCUCGCCAGUGGCCAGACUGAGGCCUCUGCCACCCUCGACUUCCCGACUACGCCCAACGAUGGUGACUUCUACUGCUCGCCAUACCAUAUCGACGGCUCUUGCCACAUCUCCGGCUUCAUUGUCAACGCCUCCGACAUGGUUGACUCUGAUCAAAACGUCUACAUCUCCCAUGGCUGGGGUGCCAUGAAGUUCUCUCGUCCUCUCACUGCCGGCAUGAAGCUCCGCAACUAUGUUCGCAUGCAGCCUCAGCCUGGCAACGUCUCCCAGGGAGAUGUCUACAUCAUGGAGGGCAACGAGAUCAUCGCUGUCUGCGAGCGCAUCAAGUUCCAGCAGAUCCCUCGCCGUGUGCUCAACACUUUCUUGCCACCAAACAAGGGCUCUGCCGCUCAGGCUGCCCCACAAAAGGCCGCUCCUGCUCUCGCUCCUGCCUCUGUCGCUCGCGCCGCACCUGCGUCAUACAAGCCUGUCGCUGCUCCGACCAAGGCUGCUGCACCAGCACCUAAGGCACCCAAGGUCAAGAAGGCACCCGCGCCCAAGAAGGCCGCUGGUGGUCUCAUCAGCAAGGUCAUGAAGAUCCUGGCCAAGGAGACUGAGGUCGACGAGGCCGAGCUUGUUGAUGAUGCUCACUUCGAGAACCUUGGUGUCGACUCUCUUCUGUCCUUGACCAUCUCUGCCAUCUUCCGUGAAGAGCUCGACAUGGAGAUCAGCUCCACUCUUUUCACUGACUACCCAUCUGUCGGUGACAUGAAGAAGUACUUUGCUCAGUUCGACAACGGCUCUGCUGCCGCUGCUCCUGAGGAGGAAGAGGAGGACAGCGAUCAAGACUCGAUGCCUGCCACAGAUGUGCCAACGCCCAUGGAGAAUGGCUCCACACCAGCUAGCUCUGCCCCAAGCUCUGCCCCAAGCGAUGCUGGCAAGCCUGAGGUCGACUCGCCAACCCGGGAAAGCCUUCCAGAGAUUGGUGAUGUCAGCCUCGCCCGACACAUCGUCGCCCAGGAGAUGGGUGUUGACAUUGCUGAGGUGACUGACGAUGCUGAGCUCGCUGAGAUGGGUAUGGACUCGCUCAUGAGCUUGACCAUUCUCGGUGAGCUCCGUGAGAAGACUGGUGUCGAUCUUCCAAGCACAUUCUUGACCACCAACCCAACGAUCAAGGACAUUGAAGAUGCUCUCGGUAUGCGCCCCAAGGCCAAGGCCGCAGCAGCCCCAAAAGCCGCUGCGACCAAGGCAGCCCCUCAGUCUUCCGGAAAACAGACUGACAUGCACGAGGUCUCCGCACGGCUAGCAGCCAUCAAUAAAACCGACAUCUCCAACUUCCCCGCCGCCACUUCUGUGCUUCUCCAAGGCAACGCGAAGUCCGCCACCAAGAAGAUCUUCUUCUUGCCUGACGGUUCCGGCUCCGCUACCAGCUACGUUUCCAUCCCCAAUAUCGGCUCCGACACUUGCGCUUACGGCCUCAACUGCCCCUUCAUGAAGAACCCCGCAGCAUGGGAGGCCAAUAUCGAGGUGAUCUCGCUCGUCUACUUGGCCGAGAUCAAGCGCCGUCAACCAAAGGGUCCUUACAUCAUCGGCGGUUGGUCCGCCGGUGGUGUGCUCGCCUACGCCGUUGCUCAAGCGCUUUUGGCUGCGAACGAGAAGGUUGAGAAGCUCCUGCUUCUUGACUCUCCCUGCCCAGUCAACCUCGAUCCCCUCCCAGUCCGUCUUCACGUGUUCUUCAAUGAGAUCGGUCUUCUCGGUACCGGCGACCCCAGCAAGACGCCUAAGUGGCUCUUGCCUCAUUUCUCCGCCGCUAUCCGACAGCUCUCAGACUACGAUCCCAAGCCAUCAAUUGGCCCGGUCCCAACCUACGCCAUCUGGUGUAGGGAAGGUGUUGCCGGUAACCCCGGUGACCCUCGUCCACCACCAGCUGAGGAGGAGGACCCCGCGCCAAUGAAGUGGCUUCUCAACCACCGGACUGACUUUUCUUCCAAUGGUUGGGAUCAACUCUGCGGUCUUCAGAACAUGAAGUUUGGGGUUAUGGGAGGCAACCAUUUCUCCAUGAUGAAGGAUCCACACGCGACCGAUCUUGGACGAUUGAUCAGAACUGGUUUGGACUGGAAUGCAUAA
Recurvomyces mirabilis is the source of this 6561-nucleotide messenger RNA. RefSeq names its product polyketide synthase (gene PKS1). Gene Ontology annotation, molecular function: fatty acid synthase activity; 3-oxoacyl-[acyl-carrier-protein] synthase activity; phosphopantetheine binding. NCBI's taxonomy places the organism in Eukaryota, Fungi, Ascomycota, Dothideomycetes, Mycosphaerellales, Teratosphaeriaceae. The transcript is spliced from 3 exons. Gene Ontology annotation, biological process: fatty acid biosynthetic process; DIM/DIP cell wall layer assembly. Gene Ontology annotation, cellular component: cytoplasm; plasma membrane. Bases 1 to 6561 code for a protein of 2186 amino acids. The record is from RefSeq and is a predicted model, not a curated record.